CCCUCCCCGCCUGCGCGCCCACCCCAGCUAUCAUGGCGGCUCCCUUGGCUCUGGUGCUGGUAGUGGCCGUGACCGUGCGGGCGGCCUUGUUCCGCUCCAGUCUGGCCGAAUUCAUUUCCGAACGGGUGGAGGUGGUGUCCCCACUGAGUUCUUGGAAGAGAGUGGUUGAAGGCCUUUCACUGUUGGACUUGGGAGUGUCUCCGUAUUCUGGAGCAGUAUUUCAUGAAACUCCAUUAAUAAUAUACCUCUUUCAUUUCCUGAUUGACUAUGCUGAAUUGGUAUUUAUGGUAACUGAUGCACUCACUGCCAUUGCCCUGUAUUUUGCAAUCCAAGACUUCAAUAAAGUUGUGUUUAAAAAGCAGAAACUCCUCCUAGAACUAGACCAGUAUGCCCCAGAUGUGGCCGAACUCAUCCGAACCCCUAUGGAAAUGCGUUACAUCCCUCUGAAAGUGGCCCUGUUCUAUCUCUUAAAUCCCUACACGGUCUUGUCUUGUGUUGCCAAGUCUACCUGUGCCAUCAAUAACACCCUCAUUGCCUUCUUCAUUUUGACCACGAUAAAAGGUAGUGCCUUCCUCAGUGCUAUUUUUCUUGCCUUAGCAACAUACCAGUCUCUGUACCCACUCACCUUGUUUGUUCCAGGACUCCUCUAUCUCCUCCAGCGGCAGUAUAUACCUGUGAAAGUGAAGAGCAAAGCUUUCUGGAUCUUCUCUUGGGAGUAUGCCAUGAUGUACGUGGGAAGCCUAGUGGUAAUCAUUUGCCUCUCCUUCUUCCUUCUCAGCUCCUGGGACUUCAUCCCUGCAGUAUAUGGCUUCAUACUUUCUGUUCCAGAUCUCACUCCAAACAUCGGUCUUUUUUGGUACUUCUUCGCGGAGAUGUUUGAGCACUUCAGCCUCUUCUUUGUAUGUGUGUUUCAGAUCAACGUCUUCUUCUACACCAUUCCCUUAGCCAUAAAGCUAAAGGAGCACCCUGUCUUCUUCAUGUUCAUUCAGAUUGCCAUCAUCUCCAUCUUCAAGUCCUACCCAACAGUGGGGGAUGUGGCCCUCUACAUGGCCUUCUUCCCUGUGUGGAACCAUCUCUACAGAUUCCUGAGAAACAUCUUUGUCCUCGCCUGCAUCAUUAUCGUCUGCUCCCUGCUCUUCCCUGUCCUGUGGCACCUCUGGAUUUAUGCAGGAAGUGCCAACUCUAAUUUCUUUUAUGCCAUCACAUUGACCUUCAACGUUGGGCAGAUCCUGCUCAUCUCCGAUUACUUCUAUGCCUUCCUGCGGCGGGAGUACUACCUCACACAUGGUCUCUACUUGACUGCCAAGGACGGCACGGAGGCCAUGCUUGUGCUCAAGUAGGCCUGGCUGGGCACAGGGCUGCAUGGACUUCAGGGGGUGGAAGGGCCAGAAGCUGGGCCAAGCCCCCUAGCCAGAGUUGCCAGCAGAGGAGGCCUCCGGCAGAUGAGGUUCGAGUCCAGGGUUACAAAUCUCUGGCACCAGAGAGGAGCCAUGGCUGGCAGCAAGGCCAAUGGGGAAUAGCCAGGAGCUCCUCCACUUGGACCCCCACUUUGUGGUUCUGCACACCGGGGAGCCCCCUCCGAGGCUCGAAAGGGGAAGAAGCAGGUGAGCAGGGUUUGUUAGGUUGUGACUACUUAAUAAAUGGUUUUUUGUUACAAAGAAAUCGA
This is a messenger RNA of Neofelis nebulosa (Clouded leopard), 1666 nucleotides long. It is a transcript of the gene PIGU, whose product is annotated as phosphatidylinositol glycan anchor biosynthesis class U. Gene Ontology annotation, cellular component: membrane; GPI-anchor transamidase complex. Bases 33 to 1340 code for a protein of 435 amino acids. The record is from RefSeq and is a predicted model, not a curated record. Lineage: Eukaryota; Metazoa; Chordata; Mammalia; Carnivora; Felidae. Gene Ontology annotation, biological process: protein localization to cell surface; attachment of GPI anchor to protein. The transcript is spliced from 12 exons.